AGGCGUGCAUGAAAGGGCCUGUGAAGUCACGGCGAGGCGAUGAUGGGCGCCACUCGAUCCAUGAUCUAGCCCGACCCAUGCGCCAUCUGAUAAGCCAACGCCCUUUCUUUCUGGCAUUCGGCCGGCGGUCCAAUCACUCGGCGGGGGCGCAACGUGGGCGGCGCGGGAAUGACGCGCCAAAAGUGCGUAGUUUCCGAUAAUUAAGUCCUUGCGUCAAAGCUUCCGUCGCCUUCGUCACCACUUGUACCUGCCUAUCACCCCAGAAAACAAUGCGCAGUACGCCCUUUUCGCGCAUCCAGCCCUCUGACACCACAACCCUCAUCGCUGAGAGGUAACACGCCGUUCCGCUGCCAUUCCGACCAAGGGCAACAUGGCCACGGCCACCCAGCGAGCCGAGGAAGCGGACCCGAGCGGUGUGGGCGAAGUGUCGCUCGGACAAAAGAUGUUGUCUGCCGUAUCUGGCAGUGUCCUCACGUCGCUACUAGUCACACCCCUCGACGUCGUCCGCGUACGAUUACAAUCACAAGAAACCGUCUCGAGCACAGCGCCAAGGUCACGCGGGUACGGUGCAACACUCACUCAAUUCCGCGAUUUGCCUCCGAACCUCGGCAUAUCGUCUUGCUGUAGAGAAGUCUUCUGGAUGAACAACAAGGCACCUUUCUGUGUGGCGGGGCCGACCAUGGCACCCAUCAACCCCGCCGAUCUGAGCUGUGCGGUAGAGGAGGUUGAACGGAAGACAAUAAAUAGCACAUGGGAUGGGCUACGCAAGAUUGCACAGAAUGAGGGACCGCGGACACUCUGGAGAGGACUGUCACCAACACUGGUCAUGGCAGUACCUGCAAAUGUCAUCUACUUCGCCGGAUACGAUUGGCUGCGGACAGCGCAAGCUUCGCCACUACGACAAACUGUAUCCGAUGCGUACAUACCAUUAGUGGCGGGAGCGACUGCCCGAAUACUUGCUGCGAUAGCGGUAGGCCCAAUCGAAAUAUUCCGAACACGAAUGCAGGCAGCGAACUCCACCGCCACCGCCGCCGGACAUUUUCGAGACACAAUGGACGGACUGAAAGACAUGGUCGGCAACCAGGGAGUCUUCAGUCUAUGGCGGGGCCUCACAUUGACCCUCUGGCGCGACGUACCCUUCUCGGCCUUCUACUGGUGGGGUUAUGAAGCCACAAGAAACGUUUUAACCGAUCAACGAGGACGGAGAGAGGCAAGAAACGAUGGUUUCGAGUUCCGCAUGGGCCGCGGUGAGGAGAGGGUACAACGAAGAAGCAGAUCUCGAAGUCAGGAAAACCACAGAGAUACACUGGUCGAUAGCUUCAUUGCCGGUGCCACCUCAGGAGCAGUCGCGGCCUUUGUCACCACACCAUUCGAUGUUGGAAAGACACGACAACAAGUUGCGCGGCACAUGGGCGAGACCGCCAAAGACAUCGCGAACUCGACACGGCCAGAAGACCAAUCUAUGCCACGAUUCCUGAUGCACAUCUACCGCGAACAAGGCAUGCCAGGCUUGUUCAAGGGUUGGGCUGCCAGAUGUCUCAAGAUCGCACCGGCGUGUGCUAUCAUGAUCAGUUGCUACGAAUUCAGUAAGAAGAUGGCCCUGGAUAUGAAUGAACGACGAGAACGGGAACGACAGGAAGCAUGAUUUGCCACACUUCACAGCACCGACCCUGGUGCAGCUUACACUUCGCAUCGAGCACUCACGUUUUUGGCUUCACAUUUUUCAUGACGAUUGCAUAACGGCGCAUUAGGAGCAUGAUGGUCGAAACCCACUCACACUUGCAUUGACGGCGUUUCUUGCAGAUAGCGGGCGGUCUUUUCUUUGAGCCAUAAGUAUGGUCGACAGCGAUACCAGCGAAUACGUUUUGCGCAUUACAUGUGCAAUAUUCCAUAAUGUAAAACACACAUUACUAAUCA
Alternaria rosae is the source of this 1917-nucleotide messenger RNA. RefSeq names its product mitochondrial carrier domain-containing protein. The record is from RefSeq and is a predicted model, not a curated record. Bases 371 to 1645 code for a protein of 424 amino acids. Gene Ontology annotation, biological process: mitochondrial transmembrane transport. Lineage: Eukaryota; Fungi; Ascomycota; Dothideomycetes; Pleosporales; Pleosporaceae. The transcript has 2 exons.